Bursaphelenchus xylophilus (pine wood nematode) is the source of this 1186-nucleotide messenger RNA. NCBI's taxonomy places the organism in Eukaryota, Metazoa, Nematoda, Chromadorea, Rhabditida, Aphelenchoididae. The record is from the annotation of a GenBank genome assembly.
AUGAUGGAGGGAUCUGGGCCUGGUGCCAACAUCGCCUCAGGGCGGACCCAACAGCACCGAGGAGGGGAAGGGAACUUGUGGGGAUAUUUUGACGCGCGAUAGACGCGAAAUGAUUGCUGAGUAUAAUACGAGCGGACGAGAUAUGUUUGGGAAGAAUUACUGUCUGGGCGGACAAGUUGAUUGGCGCUGGCAAAGCCAGCGCCCGAGGGAAAGUUUUUUUGGGAUCAACAGUUAAGUCUCAUUCUGUCGACGUCUUAUCGCCUCAGUGCGGAACUACAAACUCUUAUGCCUCGGUUCAGCUAGACAAAUCUGGCAACAAUCGCCUCAAGGCUGAAAUACCAAAUUAUCCAAUGGUGCUCAAGCGCGACCCAAAACUUGGGCAGACUCUCAAAUGGAAUUUCUGGGACCAGUUGGUCCUAGACAACCCUAAAGGUACAAGGCCAGAUGCUAGCGUAGGCCGACCUGGUAGCUCAAGCGACAAAGCGCCUGCAGCCCGAGUGCUGCACUAGGAAUCCUUCCCCUGCAAGCCUAUUGUGCUUGUUAUGUAUCUUUUUUAUUUUUGUAUUACCCUACUGAAGAUCCAAAAAAAAAUAACCUUUCUGUGAACAAAUUGUGCUUUUUUUGAGAACAGAUGGUAAGUUUCCACACUUUAAAAGGUGUUGAGGCCGUUAUGAUGGCGAUAUACGCAUCAAAUAGGGUGUGCCGACUAUUAGCAUUUUCAUAAAGUGCAUGGACUUUUGCACUGUGCAUGUCGCUUUCUUCGCGCGACACGAUCCUUUUCAAAACAUUUUUGCACGGUGCAAAGUUCCGUCUAUUCCACAUCGCAACUCUAGGUAACCCAGCCCGGUUGGUAGGUGACUAGAGAGCGGGGUUUUCAGAUAGACGUCGCGGCUCUCGACCGUUGUCGAGACAGUAGCUGUCCUCAAACGAGAACCUCUUCAGCCACGUAGAGAGCGGGGAAGAUGAGGCCGUUAUUACAGCCGGCAGCUUAGAAUGCUGGUCUAUGGCGAUUUCUGCGAUGGAAGAACAGCUUAGGUCGCUAAGCAUACAGGACGCCGAGAAGGAGCUUGAGCUCAUCCAGAAAGAAGAUGGAGCCGAAGGGGAUGAGCCAAUGGCCGACGGCAGUGCGAAGGACGAACUCCAAGUUGGAGAACUCUUUCGGUUCGAUGGAGUGGACCCCCCGUAA